Messenger RNA from Kuraishia capsulata CBS 1993, 342 nucleotides. RefSeq lists its product as uncharacterized. The coding region runs from base 1 to 342 and encodes 113 amino acids. The transcript is spliced from 2 exons. NCBI's taxonomy places the organism in Eukaryota, Fungi, Ascomycota, Pichiomycetes, Pichiales, Pichiaceae. The record is from RefSeq and is a predicted model, not a curated record.
AUGUUUUCUGAACCUGGCCUGAAACAUGUGGUGUGGAAAAACAAAGACGUAAAAAUGAACAUGGCAGGAAACCUGAUUGAAACUCUCGAUGUCAACAACGAAAAUCAGGCGCUUUAUAUCUGCACUACUAGUGACUUUCCGGUUGAACAAAUCGAGGAUUACGUUCCAGUAGGAGAUCAUAAUGCUCUCGAACGACUUCAAUUGGUGCGGUGUUUCUAUUUGUCGGAAAUAAUAGAGUGUUUCGAUCUGUUUGAGGAAGCAAAAUAUGUGGUGAUCCAAGAUCUUGAGGCUGUUUAUAAAUUGGGAUUGGCCAGGAAUUAUUCCGAAGGUAUGUUAGUUUAG